Notothenia coriiceps (black rockcod) is the source of this 1552-nucleotide messenger RNA. It is a transcript of the gene snf8, whose product is annotated as SNF8 subunit of ESCRT-II. NCBI's taxonomy places the organism in Eukaryota, Metazoa, Chordata, Actinopteri, Perciformes, Nototheniidae. The record is from RefSeq and is a predicted model, not a curated record. Bases 363 to 1139 code for a protein of 258 amino acids. Gene Ontology annotation, biological process: protein transport to vacuole involved in ubiquitin-dependent protein catabolic process via the multivesicular body sorting pathway. Gene Ontology annotation, cellular component: ESCRT II complex. The transcript is spliced from 8 exons.
ACCGACGAGGAAGUGCUUUACUUCCUGGUCUUCCAAAUGGAAACAGUUUUUGCUAAAGUAGCUUGAUAAAUCACACAUAUCAAUCUUCGUUUCACGGAAAUUGUACUUUUACAUCACUUUGAGUUUAGUUUUAAAGCAGACUGCUGAUUUUAAAAGCCAAUGUGGGCAAAGAAGUGCGUAUUUAGGGGAAUUCUGCAGUGUCUGCACUGCAGUGCCAAAACAAAAUAUUCUCGCGGCUAACGUUAGCUUCAGUUCUCGACUAAGCUAACUAUAACCUGUAAAUUAUCUUACUGCACAUUAUUCUGCGAUAACACUCACUAGUUCAGAUACUUUAUUUAAAGUUUGGACCACACAUCAGCAGAAUGCACCGAAGAGGAGUUGGUGCGGGAGCCAUCGCCAAAAAGAAGCUCGCAGAGGCCAAAUAUAAAGAAAGAGGAAAUGUUCUGGCUGAGGACCAAAUUGUCCAGAUGUCAAAGCAGCUGGAGACCUUUAAGUCCAACCUGGAGGAGUUUGCCAGCAAGCACAAACAAGAAAUCCGAAAGAACCCACAGUUCAGGGUUCAGUUUCAGGAGAUGUGUGCCACCAUUGGAGUCGACCCACUUGCCUCUGGCAAAGGUUUUUGGUCUGAGAUGCUUGGCGUAGGUGACUUCUAUUAUGAGCUCGGUGUACAGAUUGUUGAAGUGUGCCUGGCCCUGAAACACAGAAAUGGAGGGCUUAUUACUUUGGAUGAACUCCAUCAGAGAGUACUGAAAGGAAGAGGUAAAUACGCCCAGGAUGUGAGCCAAGAUGACUUGAUGAGGGCCAUAAAGAAACUGAAGGUGAUGGGGAACGGCUUCGGGAUGAUUCCUGUUGGAGGGUCUUAUUUGGUCCAGUCGGUCCCAGCAGAGCUCAACAUGGACCACACUGUCGUCCUGCAGCUGGCCGAGAAAAAGGGCUACGUCACAGUUAGUGAAAUCAAGGAAAGUCUAAAAUGGGAGAAGGAACGGGCUUGUCACGUUCUGGAUCACCUGCUGAAGGAAGGUUUAGCCUGGUUGGACUCUCAGGCUUCUGGAGAAGCUCAGUACUGGCUGCCAGCUCUCUUCUCCGAAAUCAUCUCCCGUGAUGUCACGCCAGAGGAGGCCAAUCAGAUGACGCCUUGAGAAAUGACCGCCAGCUGGUGGACAGCUUCAGAGACAUGUUGGUAAACAAAAUGUGCCUGGUGGGUGAGGCUCAUGUGAUGAAGUUGGCUGGGCGAAGAUCAAUUUCUGGACAAGAGGGGCGCUCUUUAACUUCUAUGCAAUGAAUGGAUUCACUUUAUAAGACACUGCUGCAUUUAAACUUCAGUGUUGCUGGUGUCACGGUUUAUGGAUGGUUACGGAUCAAUGUGCAGAACAUGUCAUUGUUUCUUGGGUUUUCUAUAAAGAACAACUUUUAAAAACCAGAUGCAUUUUUUCCAUUUGGUUUUUAUUACGUCAGCAGAAUAUUCAAAUGCGCUUUAUUAAAUUGAAUUGAUCCUUCAAAACAUUCACAUCGCUCAACCUCGCAUCAACAACUCAUUCUGCCAUACACCCUU